Messenger RNA from Ostrea edulis (European flat oyster), 997 nucleotides. RefSeq names its product signal recognition particle 9 kDa protein-like. The transcript is spliced from 4 exons. Gene Ontology annotation, biological process: negative regulation of translational elongation; SRP-dependent cotranslational protein targeting to membrane. The coding region runs from base 177 to 416 and encodes 79 amino acids. Lineage: Eukaryota; Metazoa; Mollusca; Bivalvia; Ostreida; Ostreidae. Gene Ontology annotation, molecular function: 7S RNA binding. Gene Ontology annotation, cellular component: signal recognition particle, endoplasmic reticulum targeting. The record is from RefSeq and is a predicted model, not a curated record.
CCGUUUGUGUACUUUGGACAUUAAGUGCCAUUACUCACCAAUCUCGGACGACAGCAUCUAAGUAACUCAGUCCAAAUUCAGUACUUUGUAGAAGAAAAGAACCCCUAGAUCCAGACUUUGAAGCUUAAUGGAACAAGCUUAAAGCUAUACAAAUAAACCGUUCUCAUUACACAAACAUGACAUUUUUAACUUCAUGGGAGGAAUUUGCUAAAGCUGCUGAACGUCUGUAUUUAAAUGAUCCGCAAAAGUGUCGGCUGGUUACAAAGUACAGGCAUUGUGAUGGGAAAUUGAAUGUGAAAAUAACAGAUGAUCAUGUGUGUCUGCAGUACAGGACAGAGCAUGCACAAGAUGUAAAGAAGUUAGAAAAACUAACAAAUCAACUCAUGAGGCACAUGGCAUCGAAAGAAAAAUCGUAAACUUUAGUAUGUGUACAUGUUCUCGUAAGUUUAAAAUGCACUUAAUAUAAAGGAACAGACUUCAACACCAACACUUUUAAAAAGCAUCAACAUAGUAUUGAUAGGAGUGAUUUCAAAGCCCAAUAGUGAACUGCCACCGCGAUAAGUAUUGUGUCAAUUUUCACCCAUUGUAGUAGUUUAAACAUUGUUGAAAAUGAAACUACAUGUUCACAAGUUUUUUGUUUAAAAGAGGCGUAUUUAAUAUUGCAUUUUGUAAAUAUAUUUUUGAUCUAUGUGUACCUGUACUGUUAAGACUUUAUCAGAUUGUGUAUGGAUGUGAAAAUUACGAUUUAGUUUUACUAUGUUUCUAAUUUGGACAUACAUAUAAAUAUUGUUAUUUCCUGGGUUUGUGUUUAUAACCAGUAUGGGACAAAUGUACUUGUGAGGAGAGAAAGGUUUUGAAUGAUUAUUGGGCAGUAGUGUUUAUGGUUGGAGUGUAAAAGCAAAUGAUAAAAGUUGGAUGAUGAGAGAAAUAGAUGUCCAUCUGUGGACAGGACUAUUCAAUAUUGUAUUGUGACUUUCGUAAUAAAGUUUUAUGUCAA